This is a messenger RNA of Caenorhabditis briggsae, 2241 nucleotides long. The transcript is spliced from 6 exons. Bases 1 to 2241 code for a protein of 746 amino acids. The record is from RefSeq and is a predicted model, not a curated record. Gene Ontology annotation, molecular function: transmembrane signaling receptor activity. Gene Ontology annotation, biological process: signal transduction. Lineage: Eukaryota; Metazoa; Nematoda; Chromadorea; Rhabditida; Rhabditidae.
AUGGCACAGUACGCCCUGGAGGCGGGUGUCAGCUGGCUCGCCACCUCCGUUUCAGUAGUAGCUAGCGGGACGUGGCAGUUUGCCAAAUGGUCACACAGAUAUAUAAUGCAAGAAGCAGAAGAGCUAGAAGAAGAGGCAGAAGAAUCGCAUUUCCAACAGAUGAUCGACAAAGAGAAGGCGUUUCAUAACUAUGUGCGACAGCAAAUCAUCUGUAUGUGGCUCUUCAUGUUGCUAUAUUUGUUCGCCUACUGGUUGAUUUCAAGAUUAAAACGAAAAACUGAACGAGAAGCAUUGUAUGCAGGAGAAGAAGAUUACUUCGUAUACCGAGUAUCAGUUUGGAUCAGCAGUACGGCGACAGCAACAUCGAUAGGAUCACUAACGCUACUACCGUUUUCAGUGAUUGGCGUAGAAAUGUUACAAUUGUACGAUGGGAACUACUACCUUCAGUGGUUGUCGUAUUCCUUGAUCGGAGCACUUUGGAAUUAUGUGUUUGUACUUUCCAAUGUGUCUCUGUUCGUACUUCUGCCAUUCUCCUACUUUUUCAUCGAGUCUCAAGGAUUUUCCUCGUCUAAUCUGGGGAAUUGCACGACUCAGCGAAUUUAUGAAGCAAUGGCAAUCUCAUUUCUAUUCGCUUUCGUUCUACUUUGCCUGGCUGAAAUCGUGCUCACAAUCCUGGACUACCCAGUUUCCUUCCUUUCCAUCACAUCUGUCAACCUCCCACUCAUCUAUUCGUGCGUUAGUUUUAUUGGAGCUGUACUGUUGUUGAUAUCAACGCCGUAUGGAUUUGCCAAGAUGUUCUCGCUGGCGAGAGAAUUUUUGGUCGUUGAUGGGGAAGUCGUUGAAGAAGAAUUAGCUUCAAGCCCAAAUGAAGUUACACCCGAGCCAUCUGAAAACGCUUUUAUGAUAAAUUCGAAACCAUCAGAUUCCGAAGAAACAUUGAGCGCUCCAAUAUCUGAUGAAGUUGUAACAGAUGUGGUUGAAGAAUUUCGAAAGGAUAGUGAUAGCGGAAUCGAGUCCGGAUCCACAGAAGAAAUGCGGCUAAAUACAGACGACGAGGAUGAGAUUGAAAUAAUAAAUCCGGAAGUUGACCCGUCAGAAUGUGGUGAUGUAGGAAAUACAACUCCAACAAAACCGAAAAGACGUCGAUGGAGGCAUGACUAUGCGUCGAGUCCAGUUGUUCGGAAAUGGGAAGAACCAAAGAAAUUGCCGAAUCCAAACUUUGACUAUAGAAAUUUCAAUGAUUACGUCAGAGCGGCUCGUCGUCAACGAUCAUCCUUUUCAGAAUCGGAUGAUUUUUGGGUUGGAUCGCCAACUAGGAACACAUUUUCAAACAAUUAUUUUUCUUCAAGAUUUUCUCGAUGUGAACAUGGUUCAGAGAUGUGUCUCAAUCCGUCUACUUCACUUGCUGUAGAUCCAUUCGCUUCUGGAGAUUCUCAUGAAGCCACAUCUUCCGAGGCAUCGACAUCCAAUCAAAUUUCUCCGAAUCGUCUAUCGAAAUCAGAAGAGGCAAUUUGGAAACCAGUGAUCCACACCGUCAAGUCCUCCAAGUUGUAUAAAAGAGCAAUCGAGAAACAAGGAAGACUUUUGAAACUUUUUAUGAGACUCCGAUAUCCAGUGGCGAUCGCUAUUUUAUUAGCUUUAACCACUUGUUCUCUGAUAAUGGUAGCGAUCAACACAUUGAAACUUCUGUUUGGAUAUCGCAGUCUUCCAGUUUAUGCCCAAUACAUUGAGGUACAUACCCGUCACUCAUUCGGUUUGUUUGGUGCUUGUAUCGAAACCCUCAUAAUCAUUUAUGUUAUGCUGACUUCUUUUGUUGGUCUGUACUCCUUACCAGUUCUACGGUCGCUACGCCCAGUCCGCAAAGACACCCCAAUGCCGACAAUAAUCAUCAAUUCUUCAAUAGUUCUCGUUGUUGCCUCAGCCCUGCCUGUCGCUGUCAACACCAUUGGAAUGACUACAUUUGACCUUCUCGGUUCUCAAUCAUCUCUUCAAUGGCUCAGUUCAUUCCGAGUGGUUGUUGCGUACAACACAAUGUUCGUCGUGCUGUCAGUAGCAUUUUUGUUCAAUCAGUUGACUGCUUCAAUGAGAAGGCAGAUCUGGAAAUGGUAUAGAGAAAAAGGUUUUUUUUCAAAAUUAUUCCGUUUUUUUUUCAGGAUUUGCAAUUUGCGAUGUGGACGGUGCACAGACGAUUCUGACGACACGAUGGUUAUCCUCGGAGGCAACGAUAAGAAAAAUAAUUGA